This is a messenger RNA of Magnolia sinica, 1526 nucleotides long. Its product is annotated as nuclear pore complex protein NUP50B-like. The record is from RefSeq and is a predicted model, not a curated record. Gene Ontology annotation, molecular function: GTPase activator activity. The transcript has a single exon. NCBI's taxonomy places the organism in Eukaryota, Viridiplantae, Streptophyta, Magnoliopsida, Magnoliales, Magnoliaceae. Gene Ontology annotation, cellular component: nuclear pore; cytoplasm. Gene Ontology annotation, biological process: intracellular transport. The coding region runs from base 82 to 1329 and encodes 415 amino acids.
GCACAGGGAUCUUAUUCUGGUUGCAUCAGCCUGUUAAGAGUGCAGUAGAUUUCAGCUGCGAUACCUGCAAUUCAGUUCUCAAUGGGGGAUGCAGAAAAUGCUGUCCCAUCUUCGAAAAAGAGGGUUGCUGGGAGGGAACUCAGUCGGGACAACCCUGGCCUUGAUGAUGAUGCUCCCGAAGAAGAGACCGGGACUUUCCAGAGAGCUAGUGAGGACGUGUUGGCAACUAGAAGGAUUGUUAAGGUGCGUCGAACCCAGCCCCCCUCAACCACCUCCUCUAAUCCUUUUGCUGGGAUCCGUUUGGUUCCUUCAACUGAACUGGCUGCAAAACCAACUACCACAACCACUGCACCACCUCAAUCCGAUGGUGAUGGUGACAAAGCCACUUCGGAAGAGGUAGAUAGCACUGCGACGUCAGAAAAAAAUGAUGUGGACAAAGAAACCAAAGAGGGAGCCGCUCUAAAUGAAGCAAAUGGUACAGAUGAGAAUGCUAAGAAAAACGAAACUAAUGGACAGCUGGAUGGAAAUGUGGCCGAUAAAGAGAAAAACCUCUCUGGCAACGAGCCUACCAAAGCUGAGGAAGGCGACACAAAAGAAGAAAAUGAGAAUGAAGGUAAGGAAGACGAUACACCUGUGGCAUCUGCUCCAUUGAGUUCGUUCCAACAGCUGUCUAGCAGCCAGAAUGCCUUCACAGGUCUUGCAGGAACUGGGUUCUCCAGUUCGUCAUUUUCAUUUGGGUCAAUUCCAAAAGACGGGUCUGCGUUUGGGCUAAAGAAUGAUAACACCUCUUUCCCUUCAUUUGGUAUUGGGAGCUCCAACAAUGGAAGUUCGUCCUUGCAACUCUUUGGCUCCUCUAUGGGAUCAGAUAAAACGAAGAGUGAAGGAAGCAGCCUGCCGUCCAUGCAGGAAGUGCCUGUUGAGACGGGCGAAGAGAAUGAAAAAGCGGUUUUUACUGCGGAUGCCAUAUUGUUUGAGUAUCUUGAUGGAGGGUGGAAGGAGCGUGGGAAGGGUGAGCUGAAAGUGAAUAUUUCUACAGCAGGUGCAGAAAAAGCCAGGCUCGUGAUGAGGGCCCGGGGUAACUAUCGGCUGAUCUUGAAUGCGAGCCUUUACCCGGACAUGAAACUGACAAAUAUGGACAAAAAGGGCAUCACGUUUGCUUGUGUGAAUAGCGCCAGUGGCGAAGGAAAGCAUGGGCUCACCACGUUCGCCUUGAAAUUUAGGGAUGGAUCGAUCGCAGAUGAGUUCCGGGGGGCUGUCACGGCACACAAGGGGAAAAAGGAUGAUGGUUUGAAGACACCUGAGAAUUCUCCAAAGGCCCAUGAUGACUGAAACAAUGGAGAGUGCAGAUUUGAAAAAAGAACAGUUUGAUUGGAAGUCUCAAAUCGGGUACUUGCUGUUAACUUGUCUUUUUAUUGUCAUUUGUCCUUGUCUCAUUGCUCAUUACUCGAUAGCUGAGCUUUAGAUAAUAUAUGUAACACCUCUUUUUAUAUCUAGUCUUUGAUAGAAUGUUCGUCUUUUCAAGUUCA